Rhizoctonia solani is the source of this 1020-nucleotide messenger RNA. RefSeq lists its product as uncharacterized. The transcript has 8 exons. Bases 1 to 1020 code for a protein of 339 amino acids. NCBI's taxonomy places the organism in Eukaryota, Fungi, Basidiomycota, Agaricomycetes, Cantharellales, Ceratobasidiaceae. The record is from RefSeq and is a predicted model, not a curated record.
AUGGUUUUGAACGAAGCCACACGUCCCAGUUUGCUAGCAAGAAUUGCACAGACACCCGGAAAUACAGAGACAAGUGCAAUCGUUCGGAUCGGCCAGGAAGAGAACGCAUUCGGACUGUGGGUAUCAUACCAGUGGGGCGGGAGUCCUUGUUCUGGCCUAGGACUACACGAAUCUCCAAUCUCCGUUCGAAAGUUCGAUCCCGGGCCAACUCUUUUGCGUCAUCUUACACGUCGCCCGGCUAAAGAGUCAGCUCCGAAAGGACCCUUAGUGUUCACUCGAGAAAUGUCUUACGUCUCCCCCUUCCUCAAUCCAGGACAAUAUGUCACGGAUCUUAACAACCUCUCUUCUGAGAGCAUUGCCAUCGACGAAGCGGUGGCUCGUGCUAUUCACGCACUGGAACAAUUUGAGCCUCGCUGGACUAAAUCCUGCAAGAUUCCAAAGAUGCUGCCAUCCCUCACAGCCUGGUUAAAACGGUUCGAUAAAGUCUUCCUGUCCUUAAUAAACGAUGUCGAAUCUCAACAAGACGCCAAGGAUGUCAUUACCGAGUUUCAGUCCUUCUUAAGUGAGGAGCACCCCACUGGCAAGUAUCAAUUAGAUGGCACCCCUGGGCCAAAGAAGGCAUUCGAAGAAAUCGAGGGCUUGGCUGAUAAAGAGCAAACAUGUGCCGAUGCCCUACAAGACUCGAAUGACUGGCACAAGGCUAUCGCAGUCGAAUCCAGCAUCGGAGAGGACGAGGACGAGCCCUCACCUGGUAGCGACGCAGGAGCCGAGCCGGCCAUCGUCGGCGACCGAGACGACCCAGAUGUCCGCGAUGCCACUGACCACGUUGCCAAGUGGACCAACCUCGGGCCAGACAUCGAGAUGCGGGACGCCGACAAGGGACUCAAGACCAUCGAGCCUGAACAACCUUGCAUCUCCCCAAGGAAGCUCGAACUCAAGCGAUCUUCUACGCGUCGAGGAUCUGAUCGAAACGACGGAAAAGGAGGAGAGCGAACCGACGGAGGAAAGGGAAGGAAGUGA